AGGUCAUCCUCGCGGGCCGCCAUUGGCCGGGCGGCUGUCACCCAUGGAGGCUCCGACGCCAGCGAGGCGGAGAGAAGACAAGCCGGAGAGCAGCUCCCGUUAGCGGCUUCGUCCUAGCUCGUCUCUCCCCGCGCCCAAACAGCCCAGUUGGCGACAUUGGACGUCUUUUAGGAGCUCUGACAGUCGCCACAUCUGCUUCUUCCGGAGGGGAUCCUGGAGACUCUGCACCCGCCUUUGGCCCACCGCGGGCGGCUCUCGGAUGACUGAACGCCGGCUGGACCUGGUUCUUCUUCUCCCUGCCAUUAUUAUUAUUAUUAUUAUUACUGACAUUGUUGAGGAUGUCGGAGCCGAGAAGACGCCUGCAUGUUGUCGAGUGAGGCAGAAAGUCAAGAUAGUCGCAGACUAAAGUGUGUGUAAUGUGUGUAGUGUGUGCGCCCGUGUGCGCAUGCGCGGCGGCCUACGUCAAGUCGAGGUGAGGAAGGAGAGAUGCCCGGGGACCAGCACCAGAGUCCAGCCAAGUUGGGACUGAUGAUGAAGAUGAAGGAGGAGGAGGAGGUGUGACAAUUGAAAAUCUAUUAUUCAUGUCUCUGUGGGGAGCAGCAGUGGUGUUGUCGCGGCCCAGAUGACACACGAGUCCUCCUACAUCUCAGCCAUGGAGUCGCACUAGGAGCCUUCUGAAGGAUGGGCUGUGCCUCCAGUAUCCACAUCUCCGACAGGGUGGUCUACCACACGGGGAAGGAGUCCGAGGACUCACCCUCGCCCCAGCAGACCGCUCAGCAGCAAGGAAAUCCUGUCUCGGGUCUGCCUGUUAAAGCCCUGAGCUGCAAGAGCACAUUGACACAGGUGCAGUUUGGACCAAUGAAGUUACUUCAAGACUCACUUCAGGUACUUUUAGUUUUUGCCAAAGAGGACAGUCAGAGCAGCGCCUUCUGCUGGGCGUGUGAGCGAGCCAACUACAGCUGCAGCCUGGCACGCACGCCCGAGUCCGCCCUCCAGUGCUUCGCCCAAAAACACCACCACCUCGUCCUCAUCGACCACCGACAUUCCAGACACUUUGACGCUGAAGCACUGUGCCGGUCCAUGAGAGCACUCAGCUGUGCAGAAAACACUGUGAUGGUGGCCGUAGUCAGAAGGCCGGACAGAGAGGACGUGUCCAUCAUGCCACUGAUCAAUGCUGGCUUCAACAGGAGAUAUGUGGAGAAUGCCAACAUGAUGACUUGUUACAACGAGCUGCUGCAGCUGCAACACGGAGAGCUGCUGGCACACCUCAAACUCAGAGCUGCAGCCUCCAUCUUCACAGCUCUGGAACAAAGUCAGGAGGCCGUCCAGAUCAUUUCUGAAGAUCAAGUCAUUCAGUAUGUGAACCCUGCCUACGAGUCCAUGAUGGGGUACCAGCAAGAGGAACUCAUCGGGAAGGAAAUAAUAGAAGUGCCUAAAAGUGAGAAGAACAAACCUGAUCUCCUUGAAACCAUAAACUCCUGCAUCCACCAAGGAAAGGAGUGGCAGGGUGUGUACUAUGCCAAAAAGAAGGAUGGAGAGAGCAUCCAACAAAAUGUGAAGAUCACACCUGUGCUGGGACAGGGAGGGAAGAUCAGACACUACGUGUCCAUCAACACACCUUUACAUGACAACAAUAAGAGCGACAUACCAAGUCAACGAGUGCAAGCUGAGUCUCAAACAGACAUGCAAGGCAAGAAGCAGAAAGAGCGAAGGAAAGGUUCUCUGGACGUCAGGUCCACCACGUCUCGAGGCAGCGAUGGAAGUUCCCAGAGGAGACACUCGUCCAUGGCCAGGAUCCACUCCAUGACCAUCGAGGCCCCCAUCACCAAGGUGAUCAACAUCAUCAACGCGGCCCAGGAGACCAGUUCCAUGCCUGUGGCCGAGGCCUUGGAUCGGGUUCUUGAGAUCCUGAGGACCGCAGAACUGUACUCUCCUCAGCUCGGCACCAAGGAUGAGGAUCCGCAUACCAAUGACCUCGUUGGUGGACUCAUGAUGGAUGGAUUACGCAGACUGUCAGGAAACGAGUACAUCUUCUCUGCAAAACAGCUGCAUCACAUCCCCAGUCAGCUGAGCGCUCCUCUUUCCCUCAACGACAUUCCUCCUCACAUCGCUCAGACCAUGGAGAGCGAGGACUGCUGGGACUUUGACAUCUUCAACUUGGAAGCUGCCACCAUGAAACGACCUUUGACCUUCUUAGGUUUGAAGAUCUUCUCUCGGUUUGGAGUGUGUGAGCACCUCAACUGUCCUGAGAAUGUUCUGCGCUCCUGGUUGUCCAAGAUCGAGUCCAACUACCACUCUUCCAACUCCUACCACAACUCCUCCCACGCCGCCGACGUGCUGCACGCCACCGCCUACUUCCUGUGCAAGGACAGAGUCAAGCAAAGCCUGGAGCCGAUGGACGAGGUGGCGGCGCUGAUUGCGGCCAGCGUGCACGACGUGGACCACCCGGGCCGCACCAACAGCUUCCUGUGCAACGCAGGAAGUGAGCUGGCCAUCCUGUACAACGACACGGCGGUGCUGGAGAGUCACCACGCCGCGCUCGCAUUCCAGAUCUCCACCAGAGACGACAAGUGCAACAUCUUCAAGAACAUGGACAGGAGUGAGUACCGCACGCUGAGACAGUCCAUCAUCGACAUGGUCCUGGCCACAGAGAUGACAAAACACUUUGAACACGUCAACAAGUUUGUCAACAGCAUCAACAAACCUCUGGCAGCUCUGGACGACAACCUGGACUCCGAAGAGUGUGUGAAGAGCAUUGUGAGGUCUCCUGAGAACCGCAUCCUGGUGAAGAGGAUGCUCAUCAAGUGUGCUGACAUCUCCAACCCCUGCAGACCUCUGCAGCUCUGCAUCCAGUGGGCGGGGCGCAUCUCAGAGGAGUACUUUGCACAGACGGAGGAGGAGAAGAGACAAAGUCUUCCUGUGGUGAUGCCCGUCUUUGACAGGAAGACUUGUAGCAUCCCCAAGUCCCAGAUCUCCUUCAUCGACUACUUCAUCACCGACAUGUUCGACGCCUGGGAUGCUUUCGCAGACCUCCCCAACCUGAUGCAACACCUGGACAACAACUUCAAGUACUGGAAAGGAUUGGACGAGCAAAAGCUUCACAGUCUGCGAGCUCCUUCAGAAUAAAAGCGCAUGUAUGAGACACGCAGCUGGACUCCAGAGCCGGUCUGAGGAGAAGAAAGCAAACCUUUGGAACCGGACACACCUGUCGGACGAGGUCAGGACACGGACACACCUGUCGGAGGAGGUCAGGACACGGACACACCUGUCGGACAGACGUGAUGGAUUAGUUUCACUUUCACUUUUCAUACAUGAACUCUCCCGCCUGUGAAGAAGAUGAGGAUGAUGACGAGGAAGAGAGUGCACAGGUGCUCUUCCUGGUCCUGCAGUCAUGUGCACUCACAGAGCAGGACUGCUCCCUCUGCCCCUAGUGGACCAAAUAUGAAUGACACUUCAACAUGUCUGCUUUGUCCUGCAGGGAUGUGACCCUGAAGGCAUCACGCAUGAUUGGCUGUAUCAUCAGUUGUCUUCUUCUUAGUCAUCAGAGUGAGGAGAACUUCAGUUGUCUUCUUCUUAGUCAUCAGAGUGAGGAGAAGAUGAGUUCCUAUUCCUCCAACUUGAUCGGACCAGAGUGAGUGUCAGACACAUGAAGAUGAUCACAUGAAUUUUUGUAUGCUACUGAAAGAACUGCCUUAUUUUCUACACUAUUUAUACCUGCAGGGGGUUAGGUCAGGUUCUCAUCUUUUUCUAGACUUUUACACUGGACUUGCAGAGACAUGAAGAUGAGCAGGAAGCAAAUGUUUUCUUUUUGCUGCCAUCUUCUUCACGUCCUUGCUUCCACAACAUUUACAAAAUAUUCAAUGACAAAUAAAAUGAAAUCAUUCAAUUA
Nerophis ophidion (straightnose pipefish) is the source of this 3889-nucleotide messenger RNA. RefSeq names its product phosphodiesterase 8A (gene pde8a). Gene Ontology annotation, biological process: regulation of DNA-templated transcription; cellular response to epidermal growth factor stimulus; positive regulation of ERK1 and ERK2 cascade. The record is from RefSeq and is a predicted model, not a curated record. The transcript is spliced from 22 exons. Lineage: Eukaryota; Metazoa; Chordata; Actinopteri; Syngnathiformes; Syngnathidae. The coding region runs from base 682 to 3126 and encodes 814 amino acids. Gene Ontology annotation, molecular function: 3',5'-cyclic-AMP phosphodiesterase activity.